Xylaria bambusicola is the source of this 1011-nucleotide messenger RNA. RefSeq lists its product as uncharacterized. The coding region runs from base 173 to 676 and encodes 167 amino acids. The record is from RefSeq and is a predicted model, not a curated record. The transcript has a single exon. Lineage: Eukaryota; Fungi; Ascomycota; Sordariomycetes; Xylariales; Xylariaceae.
UCGACACAUCUACGUGGUAUUUCACCGGCGCCGAAGCUCCCACCUAUUCUACACCUCCUAUGUCUUUUCACAAUGUCAAACUAGAGUCAAACGACUCUCCUGGACAGCCAACCGUCAUACAAAACGUCAGGAAGACAAGGCAUACUACCUACUUAGCAUCUUCAAUAUCUUCAUGCCACUACUUUAUAGUAAAGGUGACUAUGCGUUUGAGAGACUACGGCUAGAAAUUAAGCAAAAAAAUGCAGAAAAUACGAAACUGGAUCAUCUAUUGAGUAUGUUACCAGUAGCCUCUGAAGCAGCCUUCAACUCCCGUCUCAACCAGCAUGAGCCGGAGUGUCUUCCAAAUACUCGAGCAGAACUCCUUCAGGCUAUACAUGUAUGGAUCAGCAGUCAAGAUGAUAGAUGUAUCUUCUGGCUGAAUGGCAUAGCUGGCACAGGAAUAUCAACAAUUGCUCGUACUGUUGCUAGAAAAUACUAUGACGAGGGUGAGCUGGGAGCGAGCUAUUUCUCCGAGGCACAAACUACACGAUAUGUAAAAUCUCGACUAAACAUAUCCAACACCUUAACGCUACAUCGGGCUCAUCUAUAUCUCAGCAUAACAUUGUCACUGCAGAUUCCGAAGCUAUUAGUGCAGGCACGUGUGCAAGUUUUCUGCAAGAUCACUACAUUGCUUUAAUCGCCCUAUAUACGUAAUGAGAUAUGAAAUGAUGUGGGUAUCAUUUGCUGCAACUACGCCAAUGGGGAUGACAUUUUACGUACGUGUGUACUUUUCUCGCCCCAUUUCAAGCCAGGGAAAAUGCGGAAUGGGCAUUUUUCGCCCGAUGGCAGUCAGAUUGGCCCCUUUCACCCCCAGCCACCAAUGUGACCCGGUCCUACUCUAGGCAGCCAGCCGAAGAAUCAAUGAUUAAUCCACUUAACAAUGUUUGAUUGAUCGUUGGCGGCCUCGGACUAAGUGUUCCCCAUGUCGGCCAUCAGGCGAGCCUAUCACCUGCUUAUAUUACAUGUGUAUAC